This is a messenger RNA of Linum tenue, 1710 nucleotides long. NCBI's taxonomy places the organism in Eukaryota, Viridiplantae, Streptophyta, Magnoliopsida, Malpighiales, Linaceae. The record is from the annotation of a GenBank genome assembly.
AUCGUUUAUCUCCGUCUCCGAUCUCUUUCGUGUUCAUCAAUUAUUCCUCACGCCCUUUCAGAAGUCCUCUUGCGAUUUCAAUGGCGCCGCCGUCCGCAGCAGAAGAGUAUGAUGCUACCAAAGACGAGAAGAAUCCACCGCCCCUUGACGAAGAUGACAUCGCCCUUCUCAAGACAUACGGUUUAGGGCCGUAUUCUAACAGCAUCAAGAAGGAGGAGAAGGAGAUCAAGGACUUGGCCAAGAAGAUCAACGAUCUGUGUGGUAUUAAGGAAUCGGACACUGGUUUAGCCACGCCAAGCCAGUGGGAUCUAGUCUCUGACAAGCAGAUGAUGCAGGAGGAGCAACCUCUUCAAGUUGCUAGAUGCACCAAGAUUAUAAACCCCAAUACCGAGGAUGCAAAAUAUGUGAUAAACGUGAAACAAAUUGCGAAGUUUGUUGUUGGGCUGGGUGACAAGGUCUCCCCUACAGAUAUUGAAGAGGGGAUGAGAGUGGGGGUUGAUCGUACUAAGUAUCAGAUCCAGAUUCCAUUGCCACCGAAAAUUGAUCCAAGUGUCACAAUGAUGACUGUGGAAGAAAAACCAGAUGUCACAUACAACGAUGUUGGAGGCUGCAAAGAGCAAAUAGAAAAGAUGAGAGAAGUUGUUGAACUACCAAUGCUUCACCCUGAGAAAUUUGUGAAACUUGGAAUUGAUCCUCCCAAGGGUGUUCUAUGUUAUGGUCCUCCCGGAACUGGGAAGACCUUGUUGGCUAGAGCUGUGGCCAAUAGAACAGAUGCAUGUUUCAUCCGUGUGAUUGGCAGUGAACUUGUUCAGAAAUAUGUUGGUGAAGGAGCUCGCAUGGUUCGGGAGCUUUUUCAGAUGGCUCGGUCAAAGAAGGCUUGCAUAGUAUUCUUUGAUGAGGUUGAUGCUAUUGGUGGUGCACGUUUCGAUGAUGGUGUGGGUGGAGAUAAUGAAGUCCAACGCACAAUGCUUGAAAUUGUUAACCAACUUGAUGGAUUUGAUGCUCGUGGAAAUAUCAAAGUUCUGAUGGCAACAAACAGACCCGAUACUUUGGACCCGGCACUUCUACGUCCCGGAAGACUAGAUCGUAAGGUUGAGUUUGGACUGCCAGAUCUGGAGAGCAGGACUCAGAUUUUCAAGAUCCAUACAAGGACAAUGAACUGCGAGAGAGACAUUCGCUUUGAACUCCUUGCACGCCUUUGCCCAAAUUCAACUGGAGCCGACAUCAGGAGCGUGUGUACUGAAGCCGGGAUGUAUGCUAUCAGAGCUCGCAGAAAGACGGUAACGGAGAAGGACUUCCUCGAUGCCGUCAACAAGGUGAUCAAAGGAUAUCAGAAGUUCAGUGCCACGCCCAAGUACAUGGUCUACAACUGAGGCUUGAGAUGUUGAUGUUGGUUUUUGUAACUGUACUUUCUAGUUGAUGUUAUCAAUGUAACUUGCUUUCACAAACUCCUUGUCCAUGCAUGCUCCUGCCCUCAUAUUUAUGCACUGGUCUGGUCGAAACUCAAGUUUGUUUAUGUAACCAGCCAAACUCUUUACUUCUGGAGAACUGCAAUGAAGAUGAACUAUAUAUUAGGCUGGGCUUGUUUCUCAUCCAUCCCCCAUUCUUUUUCUUGCAUUUUUAAGCAAAUUCAAAUCUGUACUUCUAGUCACUUUAUAAUUUUCUUUGACAUUUAACACCCGUACCAUAAAUAUGCACAAGUUUGGCUGA